Gigantopelta aegis is the source of this 2049-nucleotide messenger RNA. Its product is annotated as proton-coupled folate transporter-like. The record is from RefSeq and is a predicted model, not a curated record. NCBI's taxonomy places the organism in Eukaryota, Metazoa, Mollusca, Gastropoda, Neomphalida, Peltospiridae. Bases 416 to 1900 code for a protein of 494 amino acids. Gene Ontology annotation, biological process: transmembrane transport. Gene Ontology annotation, cellular component: membrane. Gene Ontology annotation, molecular function: transmembrane transporter activity. The transcript has a single exon.
GAUCUGAUUGGUUACCAUCGCAGCACCACAGUGCAGAAGCAGAGAGAACAUCGAUAUUGAACAUUCUUUACCCUACGGUGAUCAAGCCAAUGACAUAUGAAUAGAUUUGACAGCAUGUAGUUCUGAUCGCUUCUGCCAGAGAGAAUCUCAGAGAAAGAUUAUUAUGAGCUUGGAACAACGUCUCCAACUGGUUAUCUGCGAAAAGACUGAAAACCCCCUCAGUGUAACACGUUUAUUAAAUUGUAAGGACAAACACAUAAUUGUUUGAACUGAAAGACGAACUAAAAUGUUUUAAGAAACGGAAAAAAAAAAAAAAAAAGAGAAAAAAAAGAAGACUGGUAGACUUUCAACGUAUAACUAAAAAUCGGUAAAAAAAAAUUGUUAUUACUAAUCAAAAGUUUACAAAGGACAAAUCAUGUUCUUACGUUUCUGCUUCAGACUAAUCAUGAACAACAUUGCCGAGAUCGUUUUGUUUCUUUACAAGACUGGAGAGUCGAUGCUGGAUGCGACGAUACGACCGUAUCUGGUGCAGGCAGUGUGCCGGGACAUGUUCCACGACAACAUGUCGAUGUGCAACUCCACCCACAGAUUCUACAGCGUGCAGAACGACGUCCAGAGCAACGCCGCCAGAUAUCUCAUGUAUUACAGGAUCCUCGUAAGCAUCCCGGCAGUCCUGCUGGGUCUUCUCUGCGGCGCGUGGAGCGACAGAAACGGUCGGAAAUUCCCCAUGAUGGUUCCCGGCAUCGGAAGUGUUCUAGCCGUGAUCGUGUACCUCAUCAGCAUGCAGUAUGAAGAACUAGCCCUUCCUCUCAUUCUGAUAGGAGCUGCGACUCAAGGCAUCUUUGGGAAAAGCGCCGUCAUAACCAUGGCAGUGAACAGUUAUGCUUCGGACAUAUCGGACUCGGAUCAAAGAACGCAGAAGCUUGGUCGGCUUUUGGCAAUGAAUUUUAUGGGUCUGUUCGUGGGUUCUCUUCUGUCCGGUACUAUUCAGGACGCUGCCAACAUUCAAAUCACCCUUUGUGUUGUGUCGGCCUUCCAUGCGUUGUCUGUGCUGGCUGUUGUGUUCUGCAUGCCGGAAAGCAUCCCAGAACAAACGAGGGAAAAAGACACCGAUUCUAGCUGUACUCUGUUCAGCUUUUCCGGAAUGAAGCAGUCACUGGUGGUUCUGUGCAAGGAAAGGAAAGAGAACUCGAGAAUGAUUCUCAUUAUUCUGUUUAUUUGUUCAAUUAUUAAUCAAACGUGCAAGGUUGGUGAUGCCGACGUAACGGUGCUGUUUGUACAAAGGAGCCCCCUCUUCUGGCCCGAAUCAUGGUAUGGUUAUUUACUCUCGAUGGAUUAUGCCGUCAUGGGCGUUUGUCUUCUCCUGUUUUUACCCCUGCUGUCAAACGUGUUCACUCUUCCAGAUAUUACGAUCAUGACGAUAGGAAUCUUUUGCAAACUUGUGAGAUCAAUUUGGGCUGGGUUUUGUUCCGAGUCGUGGAUGGUGUACACCAGUGUGGUAAUAGGAUCAAUGGCAGGGAUGAUAUCGUCUGUUAUCCGUUCGCUAAUGAGCAAGCACGUGCAAGAAGAUGAACUGGGCAAAACAUUUUCCUUGCUAGCAAGUGGCGAAACCGGUUCCAAACUGCUCGGAUCGGUUAUCUUCACGAAUAUAUACGGCGCGAGUGUGUACUUCUUCCCAGGUUUCUCGUACAUGAUCGAAGCGGUGCUUUACUUGGUAAUGUUCUGGAUGAUGGUCUGGCUUUACAGGGAGAUUCAGUUUAACAGCAACUACAACUUGUUGCUAGCUUUCGCCGACAAGCGGGAUUAUGGGACAGACGAUCUAGAUAAGUCGGGGAAAGAAAUCGACGAAAUUACAAGCGAGCCGAUUUUCCCCCAGCCUCUGCCAGCCACUACACCCUGAACCCACACGGCUCGUAACGGACAAUAAUAAUAAAAAAAUAUAUAGACGUACACUCGAGUACGUGUAGACCUAAUUAGUUAAGCCAAGGGAUUGUUAUUCUUCAAAAGGAUAUUUAAUUUUAAGCAAUAUAAAGUAUUAUUCAGCCAAAA